GACCGCCCCAGAAACGCGCUCUCUCUCUCUCUUUUCCGUCGCCCGGCCCCAUAAGAUGCCUUCACUCGCAGCUCUCCAAGCCGAAUUGGCCGAGGCGCAGGAGAAUCUCGACACAUGCAUUGAAACGAUCAAGCUGGGCAUGGAAGAUGAGGAGACUGUCGCAAUGAAAGAUCAGUUCGCGGAGGAGGUAGCAUCUCUCAAGACACAAAUCGCAGCAAAGAAGGCGACAGCAGCGGAUGUUCCACCUCCCCCACCACCUCCUUCUAGUGACAACGCACUCGAGCACUCCGCAGCGCAUGAAACAACAGACACGACCCGCGCAGAUUUCAAAGUCGGCGAUCACGUUCAGGCGAAAUACUCUGCAGACAAGCAGUGGUAUCCUGCGACCGUUGUCAGCAAAACAGGUAGCUCUGCAGACCCCGUCUACACCGUGAGCUUCACCGGCUACAACGAGAAGGAGAACAAGCGAAAAUUCGAGGUCCGCCCAGCCGACAAGAAGCGCAAAGCAGAGGCUCCACCUGACGUUCCAGUCCCGCCGAAGCCCUCCUCGCCAGUUCGCAACGGGAAUGUGAUCUCAGCUGCGGCCUCGAUAGAUGCAUCGCUGGUACAAAAGAAGGAGCCGAGUAAAGUCAGCGAUGGUCCGACGAGGAUGGCUCCCGCGCCGAAGAAGCUGAAGGGUAACAAGCAAUUGGAAAAAAGCAAGAGUUCGUGGAAAGACUGGCAAUCGGCUGGUCCGAAGAAGAGCGCGGGAGCUGCUGCUCUGAAAAAGAUGGGCAAGGAGAGUCAAUUCCGGACUCCUGAUCUUCCCAAUGCGAAGGUCGGUUUCACAGGCUCCGGAAAGCCGAUGUCAAAGGACG
Zymoseptoria tritici IPO323 is the source of this 857-nucleotide messenger RNA. RefSeq lists its product as uncharacterized. The record is from RefSeq and is a predicted model, not a curated record. NCBI's taxonomy places the organism in Eukaryota, Fungi, Ascomycota, Dothideomycetes, Mycosphaerellales, Mycosphaerellaceae. The annotation marks the transcript as partial. The transcript has 2 exons.